AUGGCUCCGGACCUCAACACCCUCCCUCGCUCAGAGGCGGCGCCCUCCUCGGGCUUCAACCCGGAGCAGAAGCCAAACAUCCUCUACAUCAUGGCCGACCAGCUGGCGGCCCCCCAGCUCAAAAUGUACAACCCCGACUCUCAGAUCAAGACGCCCAACCUGGAUCGUCUGGCGGCCUCGUCGGUCCAGUUCGACUCGGCCUACUGCCCUUCACCGCUCUGCGCGCCCUCGAGAAUGAGCAUGAUCUCCGGCCUCCUGCCCAUGAAAAUUGGCUCCUACGACAACGCCUCCCAGAUCAACUCCGAGGUCCCGACGUAUGCCCACUACCUGCGCUCCAAGGGCUACCACACCGCCCUGGCGGGCAAGAUGCACUUUGUGGGCGACCAGCUGCACGGCUAUGAGCAGCGCCUCACCAGCGACAUCUACCCGGGCGACUUUGGCUGGGUCGUCAACUGGGAUGAGCCCGACACCCGUCUCGAGUGGUACCACAACGCCAGCUCCAUCCUCCAGGCCGGCCCCUGUGGGCGAAGCAACCAGCUGGAUUACGACGAGGAGGUCAUGUACAAGAGCACUCAGUAUCUCUGGGACCACGUUCGCGAGGGCCCGGACAAGCGCCCGUUUGCGCUGACCGUCUCUCUCACACACCCCCAUGACCCGUAUACCAUCACCAAGAAGUACUGGAACCUGUACGAGGACGUCGACAUUGAGCUGCCCAAGGUCCGCAUCGCCAAGGAGAAGCAGGACAGCCACAGUAAGCGGCUGCUGAAGGUGUGUGAUCUGUGGGACCUCGACUUCACGGACGAGCAGAUCAAGAGGGCCAAGAGGGCGUACUAUGGCUCCGUGAGCUACGUUGACGACUGCAUCGGCAAGCUUCUCGAGACGCUGGAAGACGCCGGGCUGAUGGACAACACCAUCGUCAUCUUCAGCGGCGACCACGGCGACAUGCUGGGCGAGCGUGGGCUCUGGUACAAGAUGAGCUACUUUGAGUCCUCCGUGCGCGUCCCCAUGCUGGUCCACUACCCCAAGUGGUUCGCGCCGCGCCGCGUCAAGCAAAACGUCUCGACGCUGGAUCUGCUGCCCACAAUCUGCGACCUCAUCGGCACCAAGCCCGCGCCCUAUCUGCCCAUGGAUGGCGUCAGCAUGAUGCCUCACCUGCUGGGCCGGGAGGGCGGCGAUACGGUGUUCGCCGAGUACACGGGAGAGGGCACCGUGCGGCCGAUGAUGAUGAUUCGGAGAGGAGCCUGGAAGUACAUUACCUGCCCGGCCGACGAGCCGCAGCUCUUCAACCUCGACAAGGACCCCCUGGAGCUGGAUAACCUGGCACGCUUCGCCAAGAUUGAGCCUCGGACGGAGGACGAGAGGGAGGCCAAGGCUGCGUUCGAGGGCUUCGAAGCCGAGGCCAAGGCCAAGUGGGACUUUGAUGCCAUUACGGAAAAGGUGCUGCAGUCGCAGCGGAGCAGGCGCUUGGUGUGGGAUGCCUUGAGCAAGGGCAAGUUUACCAGCUGGGACCACAACCCGGAGGAUGAUGGCCGGCUAAAGUAUAUCCGGUCAAACAUUCCGCUGGACGACUUGGAGAGGCGUGCCAGAUAUCCCUUUGUCGAUUCGCAGGGGUACGAGAUUUCCAAGACGAUCAACGCGACCCGGGGGUAG
Trichoderma citrinoviride is the source of this 1650-nucleotide messenger RNA. RefSeq names its product choline-sulfatase. Lineage: Eukaryota; Fungi; Ascomycota; Sordariomycetes; Hypocreales; Hypocreaceae. The record is from RefSeq and is a predicted model, not a curated record. Gene Ontology annotation, molecular function: sulfuric ester hydrolase activity. The transcript has 2 exons. Bases 1 to 1650 code for a protein of 549 amino acids.